Drosophila simulans is the source of this 5912-nucleotide messenger RNA. RefSeq lists its product as uncharacterized. The record is from RefSeq and is a predicted model, not a curated record. Lineage: Eukaryota; Metazoa; Arthropoda; Insecta; Diptera; Drosophilidae.
AAUUACGAAUUUGAUCCUAAAUAUUUCGAGUUAAUUAAACGCCUUAAUAACAGUCCACGUGCUACUGCUGACGUAAGGGUCGUCAGCAGUAAUACGACAACUCAUAGGGGCGUGGACAACAUCCAAUACCAGUCCAAAUGAAAUAAAAAGCACCACACAACGAUACUUUGUUGUGCCUUGGUAUUUUACUUAUUUUUUCGGAGCAUUUCUCACGCACACAUCGAAGGCCCAAGACUCUCGCAAGGGGAAUAAUAUUUGCGAAUUUCUACGCCCUAAAUGUGCCAAUUAAUAACGGACCCUACACGUAAUCCCCUAAUUGGAACCCACGAACUAUCCCCAGUCAGCAGCUGAGCCAAUUUAAGGAGCAGAUGAACCUCCAGGACGUUCCCCAGCACUCCCCCACCCAGAAUUCUUAGCCGAGAGCGCAUCACGUGGUCACCCACCCCAAACCCCCACACCCUCCCCCCUCAAAAAAAAAAAAAUAAAAGAAAGAGCAAUCCUCUCACGCAAACAAACGCAAAUAUCACACAAGAGAGGCACCCGAAAUUAGCAAUAAUCUCGUCGAGAGCGAAAUUCAAGCAACAAAAAUUUAUAUAAAAGUAUUAACAACAAAAAAAGUACAACAAUGAAAGAGACCGAAAACAAAAUGGCCGUCAGGUGUAGAAAUUUGUGUGGACGUGUUGAGUUUAAUUCCCAAAACUUUCUGCCAUUUUAUACCCCAUUGCAUUUGCAUUAUAGACUGCUCGAAUUUCCCACACAUCGGAUGUGUAAAUAUGCGUCUGCAUUGUAUAUGUAUAUACACCAAAUAUAUACAUACAUGGUGAUAUGAUAGACGCCAACAAAAUGGCGCCAGUCCAGAAUGGCGACGAUUUUAUUUGUAACUCUGCCCUGUAACAAUACUUUCCCGACUUCGUUCGAUACUCGAUCGGCAUUGAACUUGGGACCCUCGAAGCCCCAAGCGAUAUUAUCAACAGCAAGGAGACAUCCAUACGGUCAGUGUUGAAAAACAAGUGUUCCAAGAAGUUGGGAAAAGUGGGUAGUGUUUAUUUGAACGCAACGUAAAACCAAAUGCUUUCAAAGAUGUAUUGGAUCUUAUUUACCUUAUAGCAACUAGAAUCACUUUAUUAGUAUUGUUUGGUUUAGUUAAUUGAGGGCCAGAUAAUCCAUUUAAAAAGAAAUAAAAACCCUUUUUAUAUUACACCAACUAUGUUGACUAACACUCCUCUGAACGCAACUAUCUGAGUUGUCAAUUUACAAAUCUUAUAAGUCACAUACAUUAAUGUUUAUCAUAAAGAUCAAUUGAGGGUUAGAGCCCUCAUAAAUAUUAAUCGAGCCCCAGUUUCAAUUAAAACUCCCCACGGCUGUCAAUUCGAGCUGCUCAAUGUAACAUAAUUUCUAUAGUUAUAGGGCUAUUAUUCUUAUCAUAGUUUUUAGGCAACCAAAAAGUAAUACAAGUGCCUCCCAGAAGCAUUCCAAGUGGCUUAAUUAGUCGAAAAGCGGUCUGCUCGAGUUGCAUGUGUCGCAAGUUAACCGCAUAGUUACACCGAUUAGACAUUUAAUCAAAUUUGACCCCAAUAAUUGGCAUUCUGCAUUCAGCUUUUGGCCGCACCACUUCUCGUACACCUCGUUUGCAUCCGAAUCCGAGAGAUUGGACGGGCGACAGCCUCCAUUAAAAUGCCCCACUAACUGCAUUCCAAGAAUUUACAAGUCAAAGAUCGAAUGUGCGCCGCUCAAACGAUAGUGUCCCGCCCCCUUGUCCGCCCGGCCGCCUUAACCCCCUCGAGCCCCCUGGUGUCCAUCAUCAUCAUCAAUAGCCAGAUGCAUUGUGUUUUCGAGCGGAGACUGUGGGUCCAGGGCCACCGCCAGCGAUCAGCAGACAACAAAGACUCAAAUUGAAUAAAUAAAGCGCAAGAUUUAUGCAUACGAAAUUAAUAAAUUGAAAUAUAUGUACAAUAAGUAUUAGGCGCCAACAAUGAGCUGAACUGCAUCGGGCAUUUAAUUUUUAAUGCCCACCCAUUUCCCGACUGCGUUUAUCAGUGGGCCACGGCCCGAAAAGCGGAAAACCCGAAACCGAAACCGAAAAACAACAGGGGAGAUUAACAUUAACACACGCACAGCUACAGUGCGAGAAACCAGAUAUGAAUUAUGUGCGAUAAGAGCGAAGUGCAUUGGUGUCAAAAAACAAGAAUGGAACGGUUAGGGCUCGCAGCUCGCCGCUGCACCGCACACUGGAAUACCCUGGGUGAUCUAUGUGUGUUGCAGGUGCUGAUGGAUUUAUGAUCAGGGAUGGCUGAGCUCACUAGUUUCCGCAUGAGCACGAGCUGAUGCAGUGCUAAAAACCAGGAUAAUGGCGGUUCAGGGACGUAUCAUAUCAUUUCUAAUAACAAAGAUUACCUUAAGGCUCAUCCCCAAUAUUGAUCCAUCGAUCUUACGAACCAAUAAAUUAUUUAUAUAUUCAUUUAUUAGAGAUGAUGGUAAAGUUUGCUAACAUAAAUGUAAGUACGAGCUACGAAUUAUAUCAAAUUGUCCAGAUUAGUGUUUUAAGGACUUUUAUUACGGUUGCAAUGAUUAUGAUGAACGAUUAUUUAACAAUUGUUCCUUGCUUACGAUUGUUACAGAUUGGUAUAGGGGUCAGAUACGCAUGAUGUUGGGGUCAAGAAGAAGGUCACGUCUGAGUGGUGAGGUGAGUGAGUGAGGUCACCUAGUCGGAGUCCUGUGUAAUUGAUUUGGUCGAUUCUACUGAGUUCUUCUUGUAUUCUUUUAGUAAGGUUUGCUGUGUGGGUGUUGUUUGUGUUGAUGUUUUCGUACCAUGCGUUGUUGCAUUUGUUUAUUAAGGUUCUGUUUUCUUUUUGUAAUUGUUGCUUUAGGAGCUUCAAUCGCUGCCAAGGAGACAUAGCCAAUUGCAAAUUUUCCUCUUCUAUUAGUUACUAUUUUUAUUGCGGCGAGGACUGCGAUUGAUUCUGCUGUCAGGAUAUAUGAGUAGCAUGGUUUCAGUUUUGGUGGUUUAGUAUUGUGUAGUUUCAUUGGGUUACAGGGUAGUCGAUUUUGGAUAUCAGUAUGGAUUUUGUUAUGUUCAGUAGGCUGAUUGUGUUACAGUUAAUUUAAGGGCUGACGUGCCAUUUUAUAAUAUUAAGUUGAGGGAGUUCAUGUGUGUGUUCCAGGUUAAAGAAAACUCCGAUCUGAAGUAUGUGAAGGAUUUAAAUCUUAGAAUUACUCAAUUCAGUUUAAGGGUUAUGCCCCGUUUUAUAUAGAGUAUUCCAAAUAAAAGCACAGAUCGGGGUGAUGAAAUGCACGGCGGAGUGUCGGUGGUGCAUCGUGCAGCGCCAAAGUGGUCGGGUGCAUAUAAUAUGAGUACUAUGCUAUAUAAGCCAGACCAGGUCUGAUCAGCCGGCGUCUGCGUCGGCUGAGGCAGCAGCAGCGGCAGCGGCGGCGGCGGCGACUGCGACAAGUUUUAUGAAUGAACGAGUGCAACUGCAACUUCAACGAAAGGAGACGGGUGGAAACGGCUUGUGAAUGGCAAGCGCAAGAUCGAACUAUUGUAAUUACUACGAGAUUAUGCAAAAUGCAUAUGCAAUUAGUGGCAACUUCCCCUCCUCUCCCUCAUCUUUCGACUUGUGAGUCAUGGGGCAACUGGUUUGACUUGACUGGCGGCCUGAGAACCUAAAAAGUGAGCACUGAAUGCUGAACACCGAACAUGCCGAGAACAAGUACAACUGUGAGUUCUCGUACUGGCAGUCAGUACUCCAAUAUGAACUCAUAUGAUUGGAAUUUCUGUGCCGUUGCCGAUGAUGAUGACGAACCACCAACCAGUCGCACAGAAGCUCUAGAAGAUUGUGCAAUUGUGCCCCAACCUGUUUGCCACUUUGUAGCACCGAGUAUUCUUCAAUCUCGAGAUGCAGAUGCAGAUGCACAUGCACUUGCUUCGAAUCGAGUCGAAUCGAAUCGAGUUGAAUCGAAUCGAAUGGAAUCCACAGCCAUUGUCCCUCGUUUGUCCAACAUGCACAUUCCAUUCUUUGAAAAGCGAUCAAUGCCAAGUCAAUAAUGAAACGAUGCCGAUCCGUUUGCUGGCGGAGAAGAAUAUAAAUUUCUGGCCUAUCAGUUGGCUUCGUAAAAGAGGGUACCGAAGCACUGAUAAUAAUGUCGCCUGCGAGAAUUCCUUUAGCGGCAUUUAGGGCCACUUAAUUAUGACCCCCCCGCGUGCCCUUCCCAUCCCCUUCCCCUUCCCCUUCCAUCUCUCGCUUGAAAAGCAAAGAAGAGCCCAAUCCUAAAUUCCUGGAAUUUUGACUUGGUCUCUUGUUAAAUAACCAACUGCUGUAUUUGUUCAUGUCGCUGGCCCUUCACUCGGAGAAAAUGUGGCAUGCUUUUUGGGAAAUGCACUGUGAAAUGCAUUUUUCAAAUGGUUAUCGAUUAAGGUUGAAAAGGACGUUCAAUUCCAAGGCGAUGGAUUAUUAUUUCAUAAGUUUUCCCUACAUAAAUAAUUAUUCGAAAAUUCUUCAUACAAGUUCUUCCCAUUUAUUAAAGUGUUCACCCACUCCAACUCUGCUUGGUUGUGGGGUUACUCUGCGUUUCUUAUAGCCUGGCCUAUGAUGAUUGUCCACGAAAUUGGCAAGGCGAAGAGGUGCUUCAACAUCAUAAUCCACGAUCCGGAGAUGGCUGAUGAGAACGAGGCUCAGGGAGACUUGGACUUGGUUCGAUGAACCAAUUAGAUCAAACAACUUACACCACUCCGCAACACACACCUCUCCUGGGUGCAACAAUACAACAACUGAGGAGAAGACUGCGAGAACAACAAAAAAGAAUUCUUUACGAGCCUCGCUCCGGUGCACGGUCAUCAAGUCAGCUCGUUCAACAUUCAAGAGGCAUCGAUGAUAAUAUUCAUUCAUUUGAUCAAACCGCCGACGAUGUCGAGGACGGUGAUGCAGACGACGAUGGAGACGACUUUCAUUAUGGGCCUGGGUCUCCAGACCCCGUCCCAGUAGUCCCCCCAUCGCCGCGCCCAUCCGAGCUCCAUCACCAUCCACCUCCGUCUACUGGGAGGCCGCCCAAACGCAGUCCAAAACCAAGUCAGGAACGGUGGGGAAGUACAAAAACAUAUUGCCAAAGUAGCAGCAACAGGCAAAGCAACUACGGCAACAUCAUCGACCAACAACAGCAACACGAGAAAUCUCAACAGCAGCAUUAUGCAUCAUUACACUGAGAGAAACAAAAGGCAAGCUGUAAGUGUAAGACCAAACAGCCCUAUAUUUGAGAUCCGGAAUUAUUUAAAGCGUAUAAAAAUAAAUAAUGAGCUCUACUACUCUACUGAUAACACUCAAAAUUGCACUCAAUCGACACAUUCACUUAUAGGUCUCAAAAUCGAUGGGAAAAAGGAAUAUGUUGAACGGGUGGUGGCGGUGGCGGCGUUCGCUUGUAGCACGGCUCAAAACUGCUGUCCGUUGUCCGCUUGUCCGUUUGUCCGCCGUCCGUCGAUCGUCCGCUCACACAUACAGCACACCAGGGCACGGACACACCUCCACACACACAGCACACGCACCCAGAAUGCAUGUGUAUGCAGACGAAGCCGAUACCUCUUUUUAAUGUAUUGCAAUUCCAAGAAUUUAGGAAGAGGAACGUGAGAAACUUUGUUUUUUGUUAUUUUCUUUUCUUUGCAUUUCAUUUCAAGAUACGAUGCCGAUCUCUGACUCCCUGCCCCGCCCCCGCCCCCUACUCCCUCGCCCACUGACGGUGUUUACGUCUCGAGCGUCCAGGCUUCGUGGCUUUGUCCGGCGGUGCUGAUAGCCUGGCUAUCAAAUCUAGCUGGUGUCCUUUAAAGCUUCUUCCAAGGAUUAAGGAUUUUAGAAUACCCAGUUAGAAACUGAGAAAUCCUGCCCUUGCAAUCUUGCUAAGCACACUUUCCGGUUUUUUGAGAAAAU